UACACUGGAACAUGUCAGGGCAAGUACCGGUGUUAAAAUGAAGACAAAAAAACUGUAAAUAUACUUUAAAAACGUCGAAACCUCUUCAGUAGUUUGUAGUUCCUUGGUUAAUAUAUUUUAGUCUUCUGAGCUUGUUGCGUUAAAGCCGCCAGAAUGUUCGCUCUUAAACGUGUUUUGUCCGCUGUGCCUCAAAGCACCUCCCUCUGUGUGAGCCACUUUUCUGCUUGUCAUUGCCUCAAAACAUCCAGAAAAAGCAGCCCGUACAGUUCAGUGGACAGUGAGCGCUACUCUUCUCUGGUGAAGUCCGUCAUGUCCUCCAGGGUCAGUUCCCAAACCCCCGAGACCCUCCAAGCAGAAGACGACCACAUCUAUGGACCUGUUGUUAAAGCUCAGACUCCCACAAGACCAGAGGUGAGGGAACCGAAAACCCUGCAUCCCUUCUUGAACUGUGAGGAGACUGUAGACACAGAAGAGCCGGAGUCAGGACUUCCAGCCCGGAUUUCGUUAAACAGAGGACAGGGCAGAUCUUUCGUGCCGAGUGUGACCAGAAUCCUUCAGCAGACUCUUUCCCCAGAGCAGAUCUUCUACCUGGAGAGAUGGAAGAGGAGAAUGAUAGCAGAACUGGGAGAGGAAGGCUUCAAAGAACACAGUCAGAAUUUAUUUAGACAAGGGAAGCUUCUCCAUUCAGCUCUGGAGGACAUUCUGACAUCAGGUGCAGCAUGGAAGGACAGAGAUCCUUCAGAGACACCAGAGUAUCCACCUGAAGUACGGGGAUACCUGGAGAGCAUCUCUCAUGUACUAGAGGACGUCAGUGCAGUGAGAGCCAUUGAAAGCACUGUACAACAUGGUACACUGAACUAUCUGGGAAUUGUGGACUGUGUUGCUCGGUACAGGGGUGUACUUUGUGUUAUUGACUGGAAGACAUCAGAUAAACCCAAACCAUUCCUAAGCAACACAUACGACAACCCGGUUCAAGUGGCAGCCUAUGCUGGGGCUUUGAACAAUGACGGCAACUAUAAAUACCAGGUUGAAAAUGGACUCAUUGUCGUGGCCUAUAAGGACGGCUCACCUGCCCAUGCUCACCAGCUCAGCUCAGAGGUUAUGUUGGAGUACUGGAAGACUUGGUUGCUACGCCUUGAAGAAUUCACAGAAAAAAGAGCCAGUCAUGCUUCCAGCACCCUGCCAGAAAACAGAUGAGAUGUGUCUGGAAUGGUCUGCAAAGACCUACACCAAGUUUAUAACUUGCUCCUACAAUAACAACCAAAUUUCUGACUUGCAUUUCCAUUUCAGCUCUUGUAUUUUCU
This is a messenger RNA of Acanthochromis polyacanthus (spiny chromis), 1304 nucleotides long. RefSeq names its product mitochondrial genome maintenance exonuclease 1 (gene mgme1). Gene Ontology annotation, cellular component: mitochondrion. Gene Ontology annotation, biological process: mitochondrial DNA replication. Gene Ontology annotation, molecular function: single-stranded DNA exodeoxyribonuclease activity. The transcript has 5 exons. Bases 154 to 1197 code for a protein of 347 amino acids. Lineage: Eukaryota; Metazoa; Chordata; Actinopteri; Pomacentridae. The record is from RefSeq and is a predicted model, not a curated record.